Puntigrus tetrazona (Sumatra barb) is the source of this 1762-nucleotide messenger RNA. RefSeq names its product GTPase IMAP family member 4-like. Gene Ontology annotation, molecular function: GTP binding. The coding region runs from base 77 to 1762 and encodes 561 amino acids. Lineage: Eukaryota; Metazoa; Chordata; Actinopteri; Cypriniformes; Cyprinidae. The transcript has 6 exons. The record is from RefSeq and is a predicted model, not a curated record.
AUUUUAUCAGCUGCAACACAUUUAGUUUCUUGCCUUCUGAAGUGGUUCUGUCUACAGCAUUUACGUUUGUGUGAGAAUGGCUGAUUGGAGUGGAUCAUCCAGAGAACCAGGGGGACAUCAGUUAAGAAGAAGAGGAAGUAUGACUGAACCUCCAAGCAUGUUUGGGAUUAAAAACGACCUGAGAGUAGUGCUCCUGGGGUCACACGCAGAUGUUAAAGCCUCCUGUGGAAACACAAUCCUGGGACGAAAGGCCUUUAUGAAGUCCUCCCUGAACCUGCUUGAGAGGCAUGAUGGGAUUGUUUUGAAGAGACGUGUGGUGGUCAUCAACACCCCCGAUCUGCUCAACCUCGUUCUCUCUCCUGAAGAACAAGAUGUGAAGAAAUUGUUCAAUCUGUCCGGUCCUGGUCCUCAUGCUCUUCUUCUGGUCCUGAAGCCUCAGUCAUUUACAGAUCUAGAAAAAGAAGCCCUCAAGCACAUUAACAUCAUUUUUGGUGCAGGCGCAUCAGAGUACGUGAUCGUCGUCUUCAUGCACGAGAAGUACAUCAGCGUCAGAGACUCUGAGUCUCUCCUGCAGACCUGCAGACGACCACACUGUCAUCUACAGAAGAAUGGAGACCAGUCACAGGUGCAGAAUCUUCUGGAGAACAUCGAGAAAAUAGUGGAACCCGGGACAAACAAAGCACCUCUAGAGCCCUUACAGAGGCCAGAAAUACAUGGAAAUUUGAAGAGAGCAAAAUCCACUCGUGCGAAAAAGAACUUGGAGUGUGUGAGGAUCGUUCUGAUUGGAAAAACCGGAGCUGGAAAAAGUGCUUCAGGCAACACCAUCCUGGGAAGCAAGGUGUUCGAAUCAAGGGCCGCGAUGAGAUCUGUGACCAAGACCUGCCAUCGAGAGAGAGGGACGGUCUGCGGUCGGCCCGUGACUGUGGUGGACACACCGGGACUCUUCGACAAAAGCCUCAGUAAUGAAGAGAUCCAGCAGGAGAUCAUGAGAUGCAUUGAUCUGUCGGCUCCUGGACCUCAUGUGUUUCUGCUGGUCAUCGCUGUCGGCCCGAUCACACGAGAAGAGAGAGAAACCGUUCAGCUCAUCAAGACGGCCUUCGGACAGAAAGCAGAGGCCUACACUAUGGUGCUCUUCACACGAGGAGACAGUCUCAAAGAUCAGAGCAUUGAAGACUGCAUUAAAGAAGAUCAAGAAAUCCAACAACUGAUCCGUGCCUGUGGAGGAAGAUUUCACGUUCUCAGCAACGAACAGAAAGACCCCGCUCAGGUGGUGAGUCUGUUAAACAAGAUCAAUAAGAUGAUGUGGAGUAAUAAACCCAGUUUCUACACUGACAAAAUGAUUCAGGAGCUGCUUCUGGAAAGAGAGGAGGAGGCCAAACGGGAGAUAGAGGCUAUUAAAGUCAAAUAUGAGAUUGAACUCAAAGAUAUUCAAAACCAAUUAGAGGAGGAAAAAGCUAAACUGAAGGUAAGCGAUCUUCUGUUUAAUGAAAAUUUGCAGAGCAAAAUGUUGAGAAAGUAUGAGGCGGGAACAACGAAAGACAGCGGAGUGACAACAGAUACAGAACAAACGCAGGAGAAAACUAAAAAACACUCUGAGAAGGAGAAGAGCGAUUACGAGAAAGAGCCAAUGAAUAAGCAGAAAAAUCAGCUUUUGGGAACAACAGGCGUUGACAGACAAAGAACAGAAACCGAAGAAGAAGCAAGAGAAAGAGAAUCCGACCAAGAGAAAAAGCAACACCAUCAAACAUUUCUACGCUUUUGA